AUGUCUAAUCCUGUGUAUACUUUGACCGAGGGUCAGCCUGUUCGCGACCCUUCAGUGAGCACUACGCUCCCCGUCUUUGGCGGCGGCGGUCUCACAACUCUUGGUGAUACCCUUCUCCUCGAGACCCUGGCCCAUUUCAGCCGAGAGCGCAUUCCUGAACGAGUUGUUCACGCCAAAGCUGCUGGUGCCUGGGGAGAAUUUGAAGUCACGAACCCUGAAAUCGCUCAAUUGACUUGCGCCAAGUUCCUCGACACCGCUGGCAAGAAGACACAGGUUCUCUUCCGUCUCAGUACCACUGGUGGAGAGAAGGGCAGUGCCGAUACUGUUCGCGAUGUUCGAGGUUUCUCUGUCAAGUUCUUUACUGAGGAAGGAAACUACGACAUUGUCGGGAACCAUGUUCCUGUCUUCUUUGUUCGUGAUCCCAUGCGAUUUCCUUCAUUGAACCGAAGCCACAAGAGACAUCCCGCUACUAACCGACCUGAUGCAACUAUGUUCUGGGACUUUCACGUCAACCAACCCGAGAGUGUUCACACCCUAAUGCAUCUCUUUGGCAGCCGCGGUCUUCCCGACUCCAUCCGCCGCGUGACCGGCUUCGGCGUUCACACCUUCAAGCUCAUCGACAGCUCUGGCCGCCCCCGAUACUGCAAAUUCCACUUCCGUCCCGAGACUGGACACACCAGCUUCGCCUCUGCUGAAGAAGCCGAGAAGAAGGCUGGCGCCAAUGCUGACUAUCAUACUGAGGAUCUCUGGGAUGCUAUUGCCCGUGGCGAGUACCCUGUCUGGAAGUUGUAUGUCCAGAUCAUGGAGCCUGAGAGGGCUGAGACCUUUGGUCGGGCUUUGUUCGACAUUACCAAGAUUUGGUCUCAUAAGGAGUUUCCGUUGAUUGAGGUUGGCAAGAUGACCUUGAAGAAGAACCCGGACAACUACUUUGCCGAGAUUGAACAAGCUGCCUUCUCGCCAUCGAACUUGGUCCCAGGUAUCGCUAUGACGCCAGACCCUAUGCUCCAGGCUCGCAUGUUCGCCUACCCUGACGCCCAGCGAUACCGCCUCGGCUCCAACUACGCCCAACUCCCUCCCAACCGCCCUAUCGCGCCUGUCUACGCCCCCUUUGUCCGCGACGGCAUCACCACUACCAAGAACUACGGCGGCGACCCCAACUACGUCCGAAGCACUCUCAGCCCUGGCGUUACCACCCAAUCCAUCACUCAGAUCACACACCACGAGCGUAUCGCUGCCAAUGCACUGCUCGGUUUGAAUGAGAUCCCCGUUGACGAUGAGGACUUUGUGCAGCCUCGGGAUCUGUGGAGGAGGGUCUUUGAUGAUGCUGAGAAGGAGAAGUUUGUGGGUAAUGUUGUUGGAAGCUUGGCUGGUACACCAGCUCCCUUGAGAGAGGCUGUCGUUGCUAUGUUUAGCAAGGUUGAUGGUUCCAAAGUCCAGAAAGCACUCGAGGGCUCUAAGUUCCAGGUUUCAGAACUCGAGAAGAUCGCAGGUAGAUGUGUUGAUGUUGACUGGAUCCACAAGGCGAAGCUUGUGAGGCCUCUAAAUAUUGUAGAGGAGGAGGCUCUAGUCAAGUAUAGAGCUGCCAGUUGGGAGGAGGAAAGGCGCAAUAGCUCUAUGUGGCCUAUGAGGCGACACCACGAGUCAUUGGAGUCGUUUCGAAAAGCAUCUUCACAGAACUGUUACAUCUGCUGCAGAGUAUGGGACAUGCUUGUUUCAGGAAAGGUGACUAGUGUCGAGUCUGAACCUACCUGGAAAGAGGGUUCGGAAACAGAUUGGGACGGCAUGCAUUACAUUGUCCAGCACGACCAUGAUUCACCCGCAAUCCUUUUCAUGAUUUGUUGCCCCGGCUCGAAAGAGCACUCCCAUUAUAUACCAUUCGAAUUAAUGCCAAGAAACGUUCGAGGCUGGGCGAUACAAACACUUCCAAAAACAUUCAGAGAUACCAUAGUUGUCGCUCGCGCCCUUGGCGUCAGAUACCUAUGGAUCGAUGCGCUGUGUAUUAUUCAGGAUUCUCAUGAAGAUUGGGAGCGUGAGUCUGCAUGUAUGGGCUUAGUUUACUCCAAUGGACUAUGCAACAUUGCCGCCUCGGCAUCUGAUGGACCAGAUGGUGGAUUAUUUCGGAGUCGAAAUGCCGAAAGCAUCCGCGUAGGAUGUGUCCGAGCGGAUCCUCUUCCCGACACUCGGAGCCAGACCUUUAACAUCAUCGACACUCUUUACACUGAGCGGCAGCUACGGCACACACCUUUCUUCGAAAGAGGAUGGGUAUUUCAAGAGAGAAUGCUUGCGCCAAGAGUUAUUUACUUUGCAGAAGAACAGGUAUUCUGGGAAUGCCACCAAGAACUGAAAUCCGAGGCAUUCCCAACUGGCAUCCCUUUCGCUGGUUCUUUCAAGGCCCUACUGCCAGAACGUUUAACGAAUUUGUUGACCUUGUCCCGGGGAAAAUGUGUACCAUGCACCGUGUUCCGACAAUGGAACCGUGUUGUUCAGGGUUAUUCGGAUAGCCAGUUCACGUUCAUAAGCGACAAACUUCCUGCAUUCAUGGGCAUCGCCAAAUAUUUCGAGCCCUUUAUAGAUGCAGACUACGCUUUUGGUAUGUGGAGUGCUGGUCUUGAGAAGCAGCUGGGAUUCUCGGUAGAGGACCCGGUCAUGAAGCGGAGUCGAGAUUAUCGAGCGCCGUCAUGGUCGUGGGCCUCCCUCGAUGGUCCUGUUCUUUUCAAGGAGUUACUUUCCGAGGUAGUCCACAAGACUUUCAUGCAUGUUCAAUUUGAGCAAGAUGGGUUUUCGCAGGGCAGACUGCAUUUGCAAGGAGUCUUGACUCAUGCUACCUACUCUCAUGCAAGGUCAAAAAGGAAUUCAACUGUUAUUUUGGAAAACGGGACAAGCCUCGAUCUAAUUCUUUUAAAAGAUCAUUUGGGCAUUGUUUUCAGCAAAGGUACAAAGCUCACGCUUCUCGCAUUCAAGUCUUCGCGCGAAUUGGCUUUACCCAUGUACUUCAACAAGAGGGAUUAA
Fusarium subglutinans is the source of this 3009-nucleotide messenger RNA. RefSeq names its product catalase mono-functional heme-containing protein. Bases 1 to 3009 code for a protein of 1002 amino acids. Gene Ontology annotation, molecular function: heme binding; catalase activity. The transcript has 10 exons. The record is from RefSeq and is a predicted model, not a curated record. Gene Ontology annotation, cellular component: mitochondrion; peroxisome; cytoplasm. Gene Ontology annotation, biological process: hydrogen peroxide catabolic process; response to hydrogen peroxide. Lineage: Eukaryota; Fungi; Ascomycota; Sordariomycetes; Hypocreales; Nectriaceae.